AUGAGGGGGGAGGUGGGGGACAUUCCUCUCAUACUGCAGAUCAGGCAGGGGGAGCUUCCUGUUUCUUCUCCUGUAUUGCUUCCUUUUUUUUUACGGUUAAAUAUGAAAUUUGUUGGGAAGGACGGAAAGUUUUUGGCCGCGAACAAACACCUUUUCCGGGAGAAAGGAUUAAACUCCGCUGCGAAGCCCGCGAUCAAGCGGCGGCAGAGAGUAAUGUUGUAGAGAAGAAUCUGUGCAGCCAGAGGAGUCGCUUCAGUCCGGAGUGAAAUAACAGAAAAGAUGUUUCAUCGAGGACCGAAAAAGUGAACGGAAGGAUCUCUGCAGAAAGAGCGUCUGGUUCUUGGCGACGUCGACCAGUGCCUCUAUAUCUUGCAGCACCUUGAGGACCUGCUGAGUCUGCAGGAAGGCAAGGACUAGGAGUUGACCCACCUGCCACCACGAGGCUACCAUCACCUUACACUGGACUACCUUCACCCACAACAACAUCAUCAGCCCCAUCCUCCUGCUUCCCCUUACUUAUCUUGAUCAAGCCUCAUCCGGACCUCCCAGUCAGCCCACUGCAGCUUUUCAACAUGAGCAGCAGUUGCCACUGACACCCCGAGGAGAGCAGAGUGAGAGCAACCAUACAGAUGUUUCGCAAAAAAGCAUCUUCCUCCUUGAGAAUGAGAAGAAUGACAGAAAGCACUAGAUGGAGUGUGGACCGUGGGCGGAGCUUGUCCUUUCAUGAGGUGCGUGACCAACGUGAGGCAGAGAUGAGGGCCGCAGCCGAGGAGUCGUCAAACAGCAACAACAGUGUUGGAGGUGGAGGAGGAGGUGGCAGCACCGUCCUGCAGCGCCUCCUGCAGGAGCAGAUGAACCGGAAUUAUGUGUUGCAACAACAGCAACAACAGCAAGGAGGAGGAGGAGCAGGAGGAGGUUACUCAGUACAGGGACAGGUAGGCCCCUCUGAUGACCACUCAAUGACCCCCCACAUUGCCCGCCAGGAACCCCAGGGACAGGAGCUGCAGACAGACAAUGGCCUGGAGAAGCUGGGCUCUGGCAGAGUUGGAGGAGGGGGUGGGAGCAGUGGAGGAGGAGGAGGUGUGGGGACUGGAGGAGGAGGAGGCGGCAGCAGCGGAGGUGGUGGGAGCGGCCAAGGUCAAUGCCCGAACCCCGAGGACCUCCCUACGUACGAGGAGGCCAAAGUGCAGUCACAGUACUUCAGGGGCCAUGGUCCCCCUCCUCAGCCUCAGCAGCAGAACAACCAGCCCCAGCAGCCUCCUCUCCCAGCCUCGGUGGGUGCCGCCUUCUAUGUCACUGGGAUGACCAGUGGCAAAGUGCGCACCGAGGGUCGCCCGACUGUGCAACGAGUGAGUGGUGCAGGGAAGGUGCACCAGGAUGAUGGGCUGAAGGACCUGAAGCAAGGCCAUGUACGGUCUCUCAGUGAAAGACUUAUGCAGCUCUCUCUGGCCACCAGCGGUGUGAAGGCCCAUGCUCCCGUCACCAGCGCCCCGCUCUCCCCCCAGCUGCCCCCUCCAGGGCCGCCGGGCGACUACUACAAGCCACAGCAUCGCGGUCCCCCUCCAGACUACCCGUUCAAAGGAAUGGGCUCGCCUUCGAAGCAGCAGGAGCCUGGAGGCCAUUUUUACCAGGAGCAGAGAGGGAGGGAACAUUCGAGGGAGGUGCUCCCUGUCCGAUACCAGCCCCCACCUGAGUACGGCUCAUUCAGGUCCAGUAAGGAGGGCUCGGUUCACUCCCAGAGGACCCUUCAUCAGCACAGUCCCACCUCCUCAGUCACUUCUGUGGGAUCCUUGUCCCGCGCCCAGUCCUCCACCCUCAGCAGCAUGCUUAGCGCCUCCCACUCCUUCCCCCACCAUCACCCUCAGAGCCAGGGAGAACCCUUCCCCAGCAUGGGGCCCCGCAGUCCACAGAGUCCUGGCUCCCACCAUACAGGUGAGCCCUUCACCCUGGGGCCCAUUCACCCACCCCUACAGAGAGGUCAUGGAUUCGCAUAUGACCCCUACGGCUCCACUCCCAGGAUGCAUCAUCAGCAACAGCACCAUCAGUAUCAACAACAACAACAACAGCAGCAACAGCAGCUCCAAGGGCCGGCAUCCCCUCAGCUCCAACAGCCUGUCCAGGCCGGACAUUUCCCCCACCCGCACUCCUACUCCCAACUACAAGGGGAACCUUUCGCUAUGAUGGCGCGCGCCCACCAGAUGGUGGAUGUGCUGACAGAGGAGAACAGGAUGCUUAGGCAGGAGAUGGACGCCUGCCGCGAGAAAGUCACCAAGUUGCACAAGUUGGAAACAGAGAUCCAGCUGGUGUCAGAGGCUUAUGAAAACCUUGCCAAGUCUUCCUCCAAGAGGGAGUCCCUGGAGAAAACCAUGAGGAACAAGCUAGAGCUGGAGGUGCGACGGCUGCAUGACUUCAACAGGGACCUCAGAGAGCGCAUGGAGACGGCCAAUAAGCAGCUCGCAGCGAAAGAGUGUGAUGGCUCAGAGGACAAUCGCAAAACCAUCUCCCAGCUGCUCACACAGAACAAAGAAACGCUACGUGAGAAGGAGAAGCUGGAGAUGGAGCUGACUGCGCUGCGCUCCACCACUGAAGACCAGAGGAGACACAUUGAGAUCAGAGACCAGGCACUGAACAAUGCCCAGGCCAAAGUCGUGAAGCUGGAGGAGGAGCUGAAGAAGAAGCAGGUUUACGUGGAGAAGGUGGAGAGGAUGCAGCAGGCUCUGGCUCAGCUGCAGGCGGCCUGUGAGAAGAGAGAACAACUCGAGCAUCGACUCCGUACAAGACUGGAAAGAGAGUUGGAGUCACUACGCAUGCAGCAGCGUCAGGGAGGCUCUCAAAGCAGUGGUGUGGUCCCGUCUGAGUACAACGCCACAGUGCUGAUGGAGCACCUCAGGGAGAAGGAGGAGCGGAUUCUGGCUCUGGAGGCUGACAUGACCAAGUGGGAGCAAAAGUACUUGGAGGAGAGUGUGAUGAGGCAGUUUGCCCUAGAUGCCGCAGCCUCUGUUGCCACUCAGAGGGAUACAUCGGCAGCGGUGAUAAGCCACUCUCCCAGCAGCAGCUACGACACGUCGGUGGAGGCUCGAAUUCAGAAAGAAGAAGAGGAGAUUCUCAUGGCUAAUCGACGCUGUCUGGACAUGGAAAGCAGGAUAAAGAAUCUCCAUGCCCAGAUUAUAGAGAAGGAUGCCAUGAUCAAGGUGCUCCACCAGCGCUCGAGGAAGGAGCCCAUCAAGUCAGACCUGCCAUCUGCCAUGAGGCCUUCUAAGUCCCUGAUGUCCAUCUCUAACACUGGCUCUGGUGGUUCAGGACUGCUCUCUCACAGCCUAGGACUCAGCAGUUCACCCAUCACCGAAGAACGCAAAGACACCAGCUGGAAAGGCAGUCUGGGGGUUCUACUGGGUCCAGAGUUUCGCACAGAGUCUCUCAGGACGGAGUCUAUCUCAUCAUCUCCCUCCCCAGUGCUUCCUUCCACUCCAAUGACUGCAGGCCACUCGAAGACGGGCAGCAGAGACAGCUGCACGCAGACCGAAAAGGGCCAGAAUCAGGACACCAGCAAGCCCAGCACUCCAGCACUUCAGAGCAUGACAUUGCCUGCCCGCCUGUCCAGUCCCAGCCCUGUCUACAUCCCUGAUCGCAUAGCAGAUGUGGCAGUGUUUCAUAGCAGCACCCUGGAGCGGAGGCUCCCUGUCCAGUCCCACCCACAGCAACACCCCCCACCCUCAACCCCAUCCAGCCAACAGGAAGUGGACAACGAUAUGGUGGAGAUCCUCAUCUGACCCAGUGACCUCUGGAAAAAACUAUCCAUGUAAAAGAAUAUAUCAGUUUCCUCACAGUAAAUGCAGCGACAGACGUGUAACUCAUCAAACCUGUAGCUGUGUCUGUGUCGACAGACCCACACCAAGACACAUUUUCAAACUCUUAUGUUUACAUGUGUGCUCAUUCAGACACUUCCAGCCUGACCAGAGUUUUUACACAUUUCUUUCAUUCCAUCACUGAAUCACUGUUUAUCAUCAAGGUAGGAAAACCCAGAAAUCAUUUUCCUAAAUGUGUGUCUUUAAUAUGAAGUGGAAGUUCAUAGCUUCAUAUUUAUUUUCCUGGUGCCUUUGGCUUUUGUGAUGGUGAUGGAUUCAACUUUGGUGACUUGUGUUUGAAGUUGAAUCAAAGUAAAGUAUUUUCGAGUAUUUCAAGUAAAAGCUGACAUAAUUAACACUCAUCAGAUGGGGAAUAUAAAAAAGAGUAGACUAAGCUGAAAGCCAAAAUCUUAUUAAAAUUGAUCAUAGAGUACAAACACAUCCACACCCACAUAUACAAAUGUAUUUUUUACUUUUACAUUUAAGGUGAAGGAUUUCUCUUUUUGUUUGACUUGCUGUGGUUGGUGACAAAGGCUUUGUUUAAAUGCACUAGUUUUUGACAUGGGGGGUUAAGUGUCAUUGUUUCUGUGUGUGCAGACUAAUAAUGACCAUAUCGCAGCACCAGUGGCAUUUCAGCAGAUUUGGUAGGUUUUAGCAUGUAGCAUUUUUCCCUACCGCCAUGUGAGCAAAUGAAGAUGAAAAAACUGGGGACAAGGAUUUAGCCAUAAGAGAAAGCAGCUUGUUACUGGACAUGUGAUAGAGAUCUGUAAACUCCCCUGUGCAGUGUUGCUGGAGGCCGGUUAGCUCCAAUUUGACCAAAUGUCUUGGCUACCUUUUUUGUUGCAUUUAUUGCACUAAUUAUUUUUUUUAUGUGUUUCUUUUUUGCUAUAUUACUUUAAGACUUCUGACAUUAGAUAUUGUAUUUAUGUGUAAUGUUUUUAUACUGUAGUUAGACACAGCACUUGGGUAAUCAGAAAUGAUGUAAACUAUAAAACAUUAUUAACUGUAUAUAUAGAGUAUUUACGUUGUAUAUGUACUGUAAUGGCCUGUGUUACUUUGUGCCGCGGAGGGAUCUGAGAGCUGAACCUUACAGCUGUGUUACAUAUCCAGAGUUAGAGUUAGUGAGCUGGUGAGAGUCUGACAGUGUUUUGGCUGCCUGUAUGACCCCACUGGCUGAGGUCAAUCUCAAGUAGCAGAGAGUAAUACAGUAUUUCUUUUCCCAUGCUUGAACACAGAUUUAUCUUUUAGUAUGAUGCACAUGAUAUCAUAAAAUUGACAGACGUACAUGUUAUUGUGAAUAUUCAAAUUUCCAGCCACUUGUGUUACCAUACCAACCUCCCACCUGACUUGGUAAAAGAUCAAGACAAACCAGGAAAAUUAUUUCCAGACACCAUUUGACUGACUUGAGGCCUGAUUUGUUACUGUUAUGCAAUGCUAGACAAAGUCUGCUCUUCCCUUGGCAUAUUAAAUAUGAUUUGGUCAGUUACCAGGCUAGGACAAGUUUGCAUUACUUUACACUAUGCAUAGUGGAGUGUUGACCAAGGGUCUCAGAAUGGAUUUGUGUUCAUCCCUGUAGAUAAAAUCCUGAACUCAAGAAUAGCACCAUCUUAAAAAGGGGUCACAUGUUCAGUGUUCAAUCAGAGCAAACAACAAGCGAUCCAGUCAUUUCAAGAUAUUAGCAUGAACUGUAUAGUUUAAUGGACUGUACAUAAUCUACCUAUGAAGUUUUGUGGUGGUGACAGGCAUUAAACCUGCUCCAGGCUGCAGCAGCAACUUAAAAAACUCCACCGAAAAUCCACAAAGUCAAGAUCACUCAUCCUUUAAAAAAUCAAUAGUUUUUAAACGUGUGUAAUUAAAUAUUACAUUUCCAGUGAGGUUUAUAGUUAGAUUCAAGAUACCCACUGAAAGCCAAAAACUUUGGACCAAAGAAGCUCAGAAUGGUCAGAGGUCAGACCAGUUCAUCAGAAGAAUGUCAUCAGGAAAGCACUGAUAUGUUGUAGUUGAAUAUAUAGCCAUAACAUUAUGACCACCUGCCUAAUAUUGUGUAUAUUCUACCUUUUGCCGCCAAAACUGACCCGUAGAAGCAUGGACUCGACAAGAACUCUGAAGGUGUGCUAUGGUAUCUGGCACCAAGACGUUAGCGUCAGAUCCUUGAAGUCCUGUAAGUUGUGAGGUGGGGCUUCCAUGGAUCACACUUUUUUGUCCAGCACAUCUCACAGAUGCUCGAUUGGAUUGAGAUCUGGGGAAUUUGGGGGACAAGUCAACACGUUGUGUUCCUCAAACCAUUCCUGAAUCAUUUUUGCCGUGUGGCAGGACGCAUUAUCCUGCUGAAAGAGGCCACAUCUAUUAGGGAAUACCGUUUCCAUGAAGGAGUGCACUUGGUCUGCAACAAUGUCUAGGUAGGUGGUACGUGUCAAAGUAACAUCCACAUGAAUGGCAGGACCCAAGGUUUCCAAGCAGAGCAUUGACCAAAGCAUCACACUGCCCCCGCCAGCUUGCCUUCUUCCAAUAGUGCAUCUCGAGUGCCAGCUCGAGUUCUGAUGUUCACGUGCCCAUUGUAGGCGCUUUCGGCCGUGGACAAGGGUCAGCAAUUUGCGCUAUAGUAGCUCUUCUGUGGUAUCGGACAACACAGGCUAUCCUUGGCUCCCCACGCACAUCAGUGACCCUUAAGCGCCCAUGACUCUCCUCGCCGGUUCACUGGUUGUCCUUCCUUAGACCACUUUUGGUAGGUACUAACCACUGCAGACCGGGGAACACCCGACCAGACCUGUAGUUUUGGAGAUGCUCUGGCCCGGUCAUCUAGCCAUCACAAUUUGACCCUUGUCACAGUCGCUCAGAUCCUUACCCUCACCCAUUUUGCCUGCUUCAAACACAUCGACUUUGAGAACUAAAUGUGCACUUGCUGCCUGUUAUAGCCCACCCACUGACAGGUGCCAUUGUAACUAGCUAAUCAAUGUUAUUCACUUCACCUGUCAGUGGUCACAAUGUUAUGGCUGAUCAGUGUACGUGACAUUUGAGCAGAGUAUAAGGAUUUAGACCACUACUUCAUCUCAUCAGCCAAAAUGAUUGGUGUCAUUUUUCUCCAUUACAGAAAUCAACAAUCUUCUUGUGUGAAAUCCUUUGAAAAUCAAGAUGCUUUGCUUCCUGGCACAGGACAUGCAGCACUCUGUAUUUUGACUGAAAAAUGUUUAUAGCUGUCAACACAGUUCACUGUUGUCCUCUUAUCUAUUGCUUUUUUUCAUCACCAGCACAAUAAGUGUCCUUUAUAGAGGUACUGUAAAAUACCUGUCUGAGCGUUGUCAUGUGUCUUGUUGGGCUCAGCUGAAACUUGAAGACAAUGGACCCUGUGCGAAUCAUAAGGCCUCAGGUGAGAUCAGCGCAGCUUUCUGAUGGUAGACUGCAACCUUCAUGAAGCCAUCCUUUACGAAGCUUGCUUUCUUGCUGCAAAAACUAGCUCUUAUUUUAGUGCCAAAGCAGCAAAAUUGAAUUGACUCUUCUGUUGCUGGUGUUUCCUUCAACAAACACAUUUCACUGAAUGUUCUGAUGUGACUGAAUAUUUUGGGUAAAGGCCAACCAGACCAGGACAUUUCAAAAUAAUAAUAAUAAUAAUAAUAACAUAUCUUUUCAUAGUUAGUUGUGGAAGAUGAAAUGCCAAAUAAUGAAAGGACAGUUGGGAUCAGCUGGGUUCUUUGUCUCAUUGUCUAACACAGGGAGUUUAAAAAGCUUCAAGGAACAUCACAUAAUGAGCUGGAAAAUACAGACGGCUCUCAUCAGACCUACAGUAGUAGGUAGUUUCAGGGAGGACUAAGAAAACUAACAUCUUUACAUUUGAGAAGUUGGUACCAGUGAACAUUUAUGGUAUGCUUAUUAUUAUAUAAACAAAUCAAUUAACAACUUUCAAAAUGGUUGCAAUUAAUUUCCAUUCAAUGAAUAGUUUCAGUCCUGCAGGGUGUUUCCACAAGGCACAUUGAAAAUUACUAUAGGUAAGGAAAUGUUCUUGCACUUACAUGAACUGCUUUAUGUUAUGUUGGCAUUCAUCCUUUAAAGCAAUAUGUGGUGUUAGCAUGAGGUUAGUAACAAUGUAACACACCCAUACUGUGUCUGAAUCAGAAGUGUCCAUUUAUUGUGCAGUGCUGAUGAUGUUUCUGAGUCUUGUUUUUAACCAUCUGAAAAAUUUGGACUGGAACAUUUUCUAAUGUACAGAUGUUACUGAUUUUGAGUAACUGUUUUUGUGUAAGGAUGUAAAACUUUGAAGCCAUUUUCUUGGUUCCUACAACCUUUACAGUUACUCCUUAAAAACUCAAAUCAUGUUACAAGUGCCUCUACACCUGACACGAUACAAGUGACUGUUAUUUUUUGGACAUGUAGAAAAUCUGAGGUGCAGGAGCUGUGUUUGUCUUUACCAGGAACUUGUUUAUGUUUCUGUACUGGCAGCAUUGUUGUCUGUUAGCAUGUAGACAAUCUUCAGCUGUCAUCCACUGCACUCGCUUAGUGUACAUAAUCUGACAAAUGCCUUGCAAAGAAAAGCUCAGUUCAAACUGUUAUGAGAUCUCCGCUAGGGGACUGAUGGCUCAAAUGGAUACACUGAAACUCUAAAGGUGGAGCAGUAAAAAUGUCAAUGUCUGUAUUGUAGUGAUUCUUGUUUAAGGCUAUGUGUUUCCAGUCUGUUCAUAUACAUACUGCUUAAUUUGUCAUUGCUGUACAAUCACAGGUCACAUAAAAGCAAUUUCUGAUUAAUUAUCCGUUUACAACAUUCAUCUCGUAGUUUCUUGUCAUAUGGUAUGAAGUCAUUUAGUUUUCUUUCUGUAUUCCUUUUCUGACAAAAUCCAAAAUAACCAAUUGUUUGUUAUAUAAUAUAAAUGAGUUAAGUUGGGAUUAACUUAAUUCUUUUGUUAAAUAAAUUAAUGCAGAGACUG
Seriola aureovittata is the source of this 8761-nucleotide messenger RNA. RefSeq names its product angiomotin (gene amot). Bases 630 to 3770 code for a protein of 1046 amino acids. The transcript has 14 exons. Gene Ontology annotation, cellular component: lamellipodium; cytoplasmic vesicle; bicellular tight junction. Gene Ontology annotation, biological process: hippo signaling; angiogenesis; establishment of cell polarity involved in ameboidal cell migration. Gene Ontology annotation, molecular function: signaling receptor activity. The record is from RefSeq and is a predicted model, not a curated record. Lineage: Eukaryota; Metazoa; Chordata; Actinopteri; Carangiformes; Carangidae.